Phlebotomus argentipes is the source of this 1322-nucleotide messenger RNA. RefSeq names its product splicing factor 45 (gene Spf45). Gene Ontology annotation, biological process: mRNA cis splicing, via spliceosome; alternative mRNA splicing, via spliceosome. Gene Ontology annotation, molecular function: RNA binding. The transcript has 3 exons. Bases 1 to 1212 code for a protein of 403 amino acids. The record is from RefSeq and is a predicted model, not a curated record. Lineage: Eukaryota; Metazoa; Arthropoda; Insecta; Diptera; Psychodidae. Gene Ontology annotation, cellular component: precatalytic spliceosome.
AUGGCCCUGUAUGACGAUUUGGAUACAAAGCAGCGCGCUGACCAGAUCGACGGUUGGUCCUCGGGGAUAAAACUCCUCCAGUCGCAGCUGGCGGUAAAGAAAGCCGCCGUGGGAGUGUGCCACAUUCCGCGGAAAGCCACCACGCUAGCCCCCGUGAUUGACCUGAAAGCCAAGAAGGACGGUCCCGAUGACAUCUUCAAGCCGCAGAGUGAGGUGCUUCGGUUGCAACCGCCACAGGUGAAGAACACACCCAGGAGCACAUUUGUCCCGGCUUCUGUGUCGUCUCUGCCGGAGCCCCCAGUAAGAGAGUCCACGGUGACUGAGGACGCGGACUGGAGUGUGGUGGAUGAGUAUGAUCCCAUGUGGCCGAAUGACUAUGAGAAGCUGGUGAAGGAGAAGCGCGACAAGGAGCGCGAGAAGGCUCGCGAGCGGGAAGAGCGGAAGCGCGAGGAGAGAAACACAAAGCGACGUGUGGCUGGUGUUCCGAGGAUUGGCGAGGAGGGAUCGCCGCCGGUGAAGUACAUGGGCUUCGGCGGAAGACCAGCCGGACACUCUGACGAUGAGGAGUACAGCAAAUCCCCACCGGCUGCAGGAAGAGCGUCCAUGGGAGCUGCCAUUGCUCCGCCGCCGUCUCUGCAGGAGAACAGCACAGUUGUGUCGGACAAAUUGGGUCUGGCGAAUGUCGGCGGCUACGGAACGAGCAGUGUGGCGGCGAAGAUUAUGGCGAAGUAUGGCUUCAAGGAUGGCCAGGGCUUGGGAAAGCAGGAGCAGGGUAUGGCAGUGGCUCUGCAGGUGGAGAAGACGUCAAAGCGAGGCGGCAGAAUCAUCCACGAGAAGGAAUUCAUGCCGCCGCCGUCGGUUCCCAGUCCGCCGCCUCAGAGUGCAGAGCCCAGCAUCACAGAGAUCAUGAAGUCGCCCAGCAAAGUCGUCUUGCUGCGCAAUAUGGUGGGCCCAGGCGACGUGGACUCCGAACUGGAGCCCGAAGUCAAGGAUGAGUGCAACACGAAGUACGGCGACGUGGUCAUGGUGGUGAUUCACGAGGUUCCGGACACAAAUCCCGAGGAGGCGGUGCGAAUAUUCGUGGAGUUCAAGCGUAUUGAGAGUGCCAUCAAAGCCGUGGUGGAUCUGAAUGGGCGCUUCUUCGGCGGCCGACAAGUCAAGGCGGGAUUCUAUGACUUCGAGAAGUUCCAGAAUCUCCAACUUCUAGGCUAAGACACUUGUAUUUUCAUGGAGAGCAUGGAAUCCCGAAGCGACUUGCAUUGAAAAGGUGGCACAGACUUGAGAUGCUGGUGGAAAAGUAAAAGCUCACGUGCACUAUAAAG